Molecule: messenger RNA, 1173 nt
Organism: Mercurialis annua (annual mercury)
Lineage: Eukaryota; Viridiplantae; Streptophyta; Magnoliopsida; Malpighiales; Euphorbiaceae
Exons: 2
Coding region: 1-1173 (390 amino acids)
Molecular function (GO): zinc ion binding; nucleic acid binding
Source: RefSeq, a predicted model, not a curated record
AUGUCAUCGAGAGGAAAUUCUUUUUCUUUUCAAUACCCACAACUCACUAAAACCAAUUAUGAGAAUUGGUCAAAUAGAAUGAAAGCUAUCCUUGGUUCACAAGGUGUGUGGGAUAUAGUUGAAAAUGGUUUUGAGCCGGUCGAAGAUGAGGCGGCAUUAAAUCAAGUCCAAAGAGAUGCUUUGGAAAAAGAGAGAAAGAAAGAUCAAAGUGCUCUCACAAUCAUUCACCAGGGUUUGGAUGAUGAUAUGUUCGAAAAGGUGGCUAUUAAUACUACCUCGAAGCAGGCUUGGGAGACUCUUCAAAACUCUGUCAUGGGAGUUGAGAAAGUAAAAAAAGUUCGGCUUCAAACUCUAAGGGCUGAGUUUGAAUCACUCUUUAUGAAGGAGAGUGAAACCAUAUCAGAUUAUACCACAAGAGUGUUGGUGGUAAUUAAUCAAAUGAAGAGACUUGGAGAAAGAAUAGAAGAUGUUCGUGUAGUUGAGAAGAUUUUGCGAUCUCUCAAUAUGAAAUUUAAUCAUGUUGUGGUUGCCAUUGAAGAGUCAAAAGACACUGAGACCAUGACAAUUGAUCAAUUGUGUGGAUCUUUGUGUGCGCAUGAAGAAAGAAUGAAUCGUGGAAAACAAGAACAUGUUGAUCAGGCCUUGCUAACAAAAUCCUUUAGCAAAUCAAGAGGUGAUUCUUCUACUAGAGGUGGUCGUGGACAACUCCGUGGAAGAGGCCGUGGUCGUGGAUAUGGACGUGGUCAAGGAAGAGGCGAACAAAACUCUUUCAAUGAAAAUAGAAACCAAAAUUUUCAUAGAGGUCGUGGCAGAGGAAGCGGAAGAAGCAAUUAUGGGGUAUACGAAAGGAAAAAUGAUAAAACUAGAGUGCAGUGUUACUCUUGUAGCAAGUAUGGCCAUUAUUCAUGGGAAUGCCAAAAUGAAGCAGUAGAAGAGGAGACAAAGCUUGUAGAACGCCAAGAUAAUGAAGCAGAUCAAGCUUUAUUCUUUUCUAAUAAGGAAGAAACCAUAACUCACAAGAGUGCUUGGUAUCUUGAUAAUGGUGCCAGUAAUCAUAUGACUGGAGAUAAAAGCAAGUUUGUGGAACUCAAUACUAAAGUUAGUGGCAAUGUGCGAUUUGGCGAUGACACAAGGGUGGAAAUUCAUGGCAAAGCUUUUGGAGAAUGGUUGUAA